Molecule: messenger RNA, 1945 nt
Organism: Styela clava
Lineage: Eukaryota; Metazoa; Chordata; Ascidiacea; Stolidobranchia; Styelidae
Product: sushi, von Willebrand factor type A, EGF and pentraxin domain-containing protein 1-like
Source: RefSeq, a predicted model, not a curated record
ACAUCUUGUUUCAAGUCACCAAAGUAUCAUUUGGAACGUUGAAGAACAUAGAAAACGAUAUUUAACGACAUAUUCUACAAUGAAGUUUUCUAUAUUAGUAGCCUUUCUACUACAAUGUGCAAUCUCUGUAAGGUCUCAAGAUGAUGGAAUUUAUACAAUAGGUUCCGGCUGUCCUAAACUUACUAUUGAAAACGCUGAAGUUGAGCCCGCCUUAGAGUACGGAGAAGAAACUUAUGCAGCAUUUACCGAGGUCACCAUCAAAUGCAACUAUGGUUUUAUUACUGUUGGAAAGGAAUCUUCCAUGUGUAUGGAAGAUGGGACAUGGUCAAACAUUGAUUCGCCGUGUAGAGAGCCGAAACCAGUCGGUUGCGAACCACCUGCAGUCAGACAUGGGUUCCGUGUGACAAGACUCCAAAAAGGAGAGAAAAUGUUCCAGGUUGGCGACAACGUUUAUGUCACAUGCAAUGAUGGAUACGUUAGGGAUGGUCGUGCUUUUCUCACUUGCCAAGAGGAUGGAUCAUGGGAUGACGGAUACAGUAGUUGUAAAGUUUUAAAGCUGAGAACUGGUUGCGGAGAACCUAAUUUUCCGUCAAAAAGCGGAGUUUUCAUGCCCCCUAUGUAUGGGGAUUCAUACGAAGUGGGUACCAAACUAACGUUCAAAUGCAGCCAAGGACGAGUUAUGAUCGGAUCCCAAUACUCAUACUGUCAAGCUAACAGAGAAUGGAAUGCAAUCCCGGAUUGCAUGCCUGGAUGUACACAACAAAAUGUCAAAUACGGUACAAUAUCUCCGUCUCCAAAUGUAGAAAACCAAUAUCAUGAGUUUGGUCAGACAAUAACCUUGAAAUGUAAAGCAGGAUAUAAACUGGUCGGACCAAAAACUGCGACUUGCAGACCAAGCGGCAUUUGGAGUGCUUUUCUUAUUUGUUCUGAUGUCUGUGACGCUCCGAACAUUCCCAAUAUGAAAACCUAUCCAGCUAAGGUCGACGGAAAAAGAUUGUACAAAGCGGGACAAAAUGUAACAUGCAAAUGUAAUGCAGGAUUUAAGCUGCAAGGUUCUCCGAUUAUACAAUGUCUCAGCGGCAAUAGAUGGAAUGUUGAAAUGCCUACAUGCAAACGAAUUUUUUGUGAGGCACCUGCCGAGAUUUCUAUAGCAAAAUACAAGCCAAUUCAAUACCAAUAUUCAUACGGCAACAAAAUCAGAUGGGUUUGCAAAACGGGAUACGUAAUCAGCGGAGCAAAAUAUUCAUCUUGCGGACAAAAUGGAGUGUUCAUACCAGCAAAACCUGUUUGUAAAGUUGCUACUGACGUGAAAGAAAAACAGCCUGGUCGUUAUGUCAUUACUCGCCAAGCAUGUGCACGUCCGAGGAAACCAGUAAACGGAUAUUUGAAACCAACGAAACUUUAUUAUGACCUGGCUGCUGAAGUUGAAUACGGAUGCAAAACUGGAUAUAUUAUGUCCGGUACCGCAAGGUCGACCUGCCGAACACAAGGAUUUGGAAGAGAAACUCCAACAUGCACUCCUAUCAAAUGUGUCGAACCUAGCAAACCUACCAACGGACGAUUUGCGACUCCCUUAAAGAAAGCCUAUUACUAUGGAGACAAGGUUCAAUAUGAAUGCGCUGAAAACCACAUCAUGUCUGGAUCAGCUGUCUCUACAUGCCAGUCGAAUGCUCAAUUCCACCCUAAACCUCCUACAUGCACACCUCCGUCGUGUAGGUACGAGUGCAAAUAUGUAAAAGGUAGAUCUUGUCAAUGUAACGCAGAAUGCAGAUAUAAGUUGGACUGCUGUGAUGAUUUUGAACAACAUUGCCGUAAGCUGUUCUACUGAUGUGAACACACGUAAUCGUAAUAUUCGGACUCAGGAGAUGAUUUAUACAUAUGUAUAUAUUACGAAAUUUAAUCGGUGUAAAUUAUUAUAUUAGGCAAUACAAUUAUAAAAAAAAAA